Messenger RNA from Schistosoma turkestanicum, 6126 nucleotides. The record is from the annotation of a GenBank genome assembly. Lineage: Eukaryota; Metazoa; Platyhelminthes; Trematoda; Strigeidida; Schistosomatidae.
AUGAUAGAUAAUGCUACUUCAGAAAAUGUGCUAAUCCCUAAUCUUAAGUUGUGCGGUCGAAGCUAUGGUUCCGGUGUCCUGCAAUACAUAUGUCGGUUCAUUCUCUCACAGCUUUCUAAAGUCUAUAAUGGAAUAGUCGAUUAUAUAGAUGAAACUAGUAUCGGGACACCUAGAAAUGAUAGGGCUGAAGGGAAUAAAGCAUUAGUCAAGGAUAAUUGUAGUGACGUCCGGGGAAGUUCUCAAUAUGAUAAACUAACGUUAACCAUUGAAACACUUGUUGUUGGAGAAAAUUGUUUAGAACACUGUGGAGACAAUCAGCUCCCCGUUUAUGUUAUGGAACAAUGGACAAUCCAACUUCUUCCUCAAAAUUUUAAAAAUAAAGGGACGUCUAUUUCUGGCUAUCAGACCGAGCUCUUGGAUUACAUACGAACAUCUCCACUAAUGGUUGCUGUCAAAGAACCAGGUCGUGCUCGAAAGUACAAGAUAACUCACAGAUCCUAUGUAUGCGAUCGCAUGUCCCGUGUGGGUGAUUCUUUCCUCAUGGAUGCAUCAGAUAUAUUGGUUAUGGACUGUUUCAAUGAUAUUAAUACAAAAAAUCAAGAUGAUGAUAAUGACGGUAGUUCAUUUUCGAAAAUAGUUCGCCAGAUGGAUGGUUCUGAAAGCCCCAUCAAACGAGUUUUCACACCUGUAUGUAUUAAUGAAAAGGAACUUCUGCACAUAAGUGUUGUAACACUAAAACAUCUUUCUCAACAGUUUCUCGGUUGUCCACUUUGUCUAGAUUCAAAUUACCUAAAAAAUAAAGAUAACUUUACUAUGCCUAAUCUUGCUAGAUGUCUUUCGCCUGAAACUCUUGUAGACUUGGAUGUUUGUAAAAAAAGCACUACACCUGUUUCGCAUGUAACCCAUGGAAAACCUAAUGUUCAUCCACCAAACUUUCUUAAUUUACCGAAAGGCUCGUCGACUGAAGAAGUUAUCAGAAGUCCUAUUGUUGUCAUGACGGAUGCAGAGGAUAAUUUGAUGCAAUCUUCAUUAAGCAACCAUUUUUACAAUGUUCUACUACCUUGCUCUUCUUGGGAUUGUACUGAAUCAGGUCACUCGACUUUAACAAAAAAAUCAUCUCGUUUAACAGAAUCCAAUAGAAUAACCCAGGUUCCUCUAGAAUCACCUCCCCGUAAACAGCAACGUAUCAGUUGUUACACUCCUGAUUUUACAUCCAAAACGAAAGAUUCAGACGACGUCAAUGAAUUGCCCACUUCUAUCAGCCCAACCAUUAACAAAAAUCCAAGCGUCCAACGUGAAGGUUGUAUUAAUAAAGUAAUUGCAGAAUUUACGCUACUGAAUGUCGAGCGUGACUUAAUUAUGAAUUCAAUCGGCAAUUCAGAUCCCAGUUCUAUGUGUCUACCAUCUGUGAAUACAUGUUUUUCUUCUUCAUUUGAUGUUCACAGAGAUUCCAUACAAUGUAACCAAUUCAAUUCUAGUAUGGCUAAAAAGCAUGACCAUGCAUCUGAAUCCCAGCUAAGUAUAGAUUCAGAGAAUUCAGUGUUAUUAACAUCAUCAAGUGCUAGUUUUCAACCGGUGCCCAGACUAAGCAGGAGACGAAAUGCCACUUCUGUCUCUGUCUGGUCUUCAUCAACAUUUCACAAUGAUGGCACUCCGUUUUUCAAUCGUCGUACCGGAUUACCUUUACAAUCAUCCCCGGUUCCUCUUAAAAGAAGUACAAGUGGAAAAUUCGAUUUUGAUUUAUCAUUGAAUCGUAUGAAAACAUCUAAAAGCUCUCUUUGUAUGGUCUAUCAGCAUAAUUUACAAAACUCCAGUGAAAUCAAUAAAGAUCCUGUUAAAGAAUCUACAUCCACGGUGGACAUGGUACAAUCUGAUCAAAAAAUCAAUAAUAAUAAUACUGAUACUAAUUUUUCAUCAGUCAAUACUACUACUACUACUCUUGGCAAUGAUGAGAAUAGUAGUAAUAAUGCUGAUAACAAUGUUGUUUUAAUCAAUGGUGAUAAGCCAAAUCAAACUACCAUAUCAUUUCGUCGACGACCAUCUAGUCUACGAUUUAUAUCUCAACAUCAUGAACAAUCAUUAGCUGAUAGUUGUGUUGUUGGCGGUGCUAACAGCCGAUAUACAGGAGGAGCAAGACGACGUAAUUAUCCUGUAGAAAUGGAUUCUAUUGAAUUAAGUUGUAGUGCCCCACCGUCUGGUGGUCGUGGUUGUCAAUUACAUCAUACAAAUACAACUAAUCGAUUAGCCAAUACCAUAGCAUGUACACCAGUAGUACCACAUGGUAGUUCACAGCAUUUAUUAGUCAAUUUUGAGGAAAGUAUGCUUAAUGGACGUAUACAUCCAGUUGGACAAGUUGAAGGUUUUUCCAUUGAAUUAGGUGCUAGUGGUUCAUUCUAUCCAAAUCAUAUACGUCUUCCAAUGAAAGCGUAUUUUUUCAAUUUAUCCGAUGAUAAUGCACCAUCCCCUUAUUUAGGUUAUGCUGAUUUAAAACAAUUACCUAAUAAUAAAGGUUAUCAUAUACCAAAAAAAGGUUCUAUUCAAUUAACUUUAUUCAAUCCAACUGGUCUUGUCGUGAAAAUGUUUGUCAUUGUUUAUGAUUUAGCUGAUAUGCCACCGAAUUGUCAAACAUUCCUUCGACAACGUACAGUUUACAUGCCAGUGCAACAACAACAACAACAACAACAACAUAAUCAAUUUCAUUCAUCUCAACUCAAUUCAACCUCUUCACAAAUAUCUCCCAUUUGUUCUUAUCAUAAUCAUCAACAAUAUAAUUCAUUAACUCAACAAUGUCAAUCAACUACUACUACUACACACAAUACAAUCAUGAAUCAGUUCAGUAAUAAUAUUAAUCAUAAUCAUAAUAAUAAUCAUAAUUCUAUCAAAUCGAUAACUACAUCCAUUCAUCAUUGUACUGCUACUACUACUAAUAAUACAGAAGAGAAUUAUUCAAAAUCAUUCACUGAAUCACAUACACCAUCAUCAUUUCUGUCAUUUUCUUCAUCAUCACCAACAUCAACAGCAUCAUCAUCAGCAUCAUCAUUAUCAUCAGUAUUGUCAUCAUCAACAUCUUGUUCAUCAUGUUCAUCGUUUACAUCAACUUGUUCAACAAAUUCAUUAUAUGAUUCACAGAAUAUUGUGUAUAAUCAUAAUAAUAAUAAUAAUAAUAAUUAUAAAAAUACUGGUGUCAUCGGUGCAUCAUCAUUGAAUACACGUAAUGAAUUGCCUGCAUUCUUACGAUAUCUUGUUCAUUUAAGAUUUCAUACAACUCGAUCGGGUAAAUUAUACUUACACACAGAUUUACGUUUAAUAUUUUCACGUGACAAGUUUGAAUUUGAUCCACGUGUUGAAACGUAUGAAUUACGUUCGUUUGUUGAUGCACCAUCGAAUCCACGGUAUUCACCGAAAAAAUGGUCAACACGUCAUCAUCACCAUCAUCAACAUCAACGUCAUCAUCAUCAUAAUUCAUUGAAACGAUCUCAAAAAUCAAUAAAUCAUUCACAAAUUUCCGAAUAACAAACACCAAGACACAGAUGAUGAUCAUCAAGGUGUUGUUGUGUGUGUGUGGGUGUGUAGUUGCUGUGGUUGUCCAUUUUCUAUUCAUCACUAAUUCCAAUUUUGACAUGAUGAUAUCAUCAUCAUGUAUCAUCAGAAGAAAUAUUAUCCGAAAACUGCAUCAAUCUACUUAUUUUCCUACAAAUAUGAAUAUAUAUAUAUAUAUAUAUACACGACAUGUUUACAAAUUUGUGUUUUUAUGUGAGCAUUGUUCGAGUAUUUUCUCUUGUGUGUGUCUGCGUGUGAGUGUGUACGUGUACGUGUAUAGUACAGUUUUUUUUUCACUUCCAUGUUUAUUUUCUUAUCUAUCAACUAUAUCUAUACUGUGAUAUGAAUUCUCUAUUUCUCCGGCCUAUUUGCAUAAACCUAUACAUAUAUAAAUAUAUAUAUGUAUAUAUAUAUAUAUAUAUAUAUAUAUAUAUAUAUAUAUAUAUAUAUCUUGUGCUUUAUUUUUCGAGUUCUAUUCUUUAAUUAAACUUGUUGUACUUAUAUUAUUUACAUGUCGUUUUGUUUUUUUUAAUUGUACCAAUCUGCGUUUUGUUUAUUAUUAUUUCAUCUUUGUGCCUAACACAUUGAACACAUUGAUCAAUAAUAGAGUGUGUAGCGCAGUGUAGUCUCAUCCAUCAAGUAUGAUGAAUCAAGUAUUGUACAAAAAACAAAAUUGAUCAAUAUUCAAUAAUCAAUAGAAAAAAAAUAUAUUCCAUUAUUUUUGAUUUUUUUUUUCAUUGAUAUUCCUUCUAUACGGUGUGGAGCGUGAGCGAGAGCGAGAUGGCUGGCGCAUUGUGUAUGAUCGUAGUAGUAAUAGACAUGUGCAAUUUUGACAACAUUCUUCUCAACUUUGUUAUGUUAAUCUGUUUUUCUUAUGUGUGUGUGCGUGCGUGUGUUGGACAGAAUUGAAUUUGCCAUGUUGAAAAAUGUAUCUACUGCUAAUAUUAUUAUUAUUAUUAUUAUUACCAUUAUUACUUUGACGACCAUUGUUAUCCGUUGCCUUUAAUUUGUUAAUCAUGUGCACAUGUCAACAUUAUGUAGUGUGAACCUUUCUGCUCACUCACACACACACACAUACUGUACUAGUCAAUCAUGUUUACUUCUUUUCAUUAUUGCCACUAUUACUAAUAAUACUACUCAUAAUCAUAGUGUAACCUAUUAAUAAUUCAAAAUUAGCGCUUUUUGUAAUUUUGCCAUUUUACAUUUUAUUUUUCUUCUCAUUUUUUACUUCUCUUCUCUAUUUUUCCCAACUGAUCAAAUCUCAUCUGUUGUUUGAAUUGUCUUUCCAUGUUGUUUUUCCCCACCUCGUCGGUGGGGGGCGCUGGUGUUGAUGAUGAUCGUUUCAUUGUGUUUGUGUUUGUGUGUGUGUGUGGCUGCGCGUGUGCUUUGCCCAUUAGAUAAACCAAAAUAACUCUUUGUGUCUUUCAUAAUUGUAACCAAUACAUUAGUGUUUUUCCCAUGUUUUUUUUUAGAAGAGUUUUUGCAUUGUACAUUGACGUGCUGAAUUGGACAUGUAGUUAAGUGUGUGUAUGUGUGAAUGUGGAUACAUAAUCAAUCGACUUGUUAUGUGAAUGAAUUCUUGACUCAUUUACUGUAUACUACUUACAACACCGAAUAGAGACGACUAAACUAACUAACUGACUUUUGUUUAUUAUGAACGACAACACAGUCUUCGUUUUGUUUUUCGCUCAAUCGUGUAUUGCUGCUACUGCUGAUGAUGAUGAUGAUGAUGAUGAUGUUGAUGCUGAGAUUGAUAGUAUCGUAAUCUAGUAGUGUGUAAUAAAGAAUGGUAGCUUAAAUCUGAUCAAUAACCUUGUUGUGCAUGCAUUACGAUCAUUAUUCAUGCUACCAAUAGAAAACGAUAUUCUCUAGCAAGAGAACGAGUUCUACUACACAGACAGACAUACACAUACACAUAGACACAUGCGCAUACACAAACAUCAAUGAUGAUUAUAAUAAAUACAUGAACCUGUCUGUUUACAAAAAAUCGAUUUUAAUUGUUACAGUGAAAAUCUUUAUCAGAACUAUUAUUAUCUCAUAAGGUAUACCUACUUCUUUUUCUGUGUGUGUGUGUGUGCAUGUGUAUUCAUAUGUGUUUUACAUGUUUACAUACACAAUAAUUAGUCAAAUGUUUGUGUUGCGUUCUCAUUGCUGAUUGAUUGAUUGAUUGCUCAUUGUUAUAUUGGAAAUGCUUGUGAAAUUCUUUGAUUUGUAUGUCCAAUAAGCGAUUCACAUACACACACACACACACAAACACAUUCGCUCACUCAUACUGUGAUGCAAUUUGUCUUUGAUGAUUAUUGUGUACACAUUAAUAUCUAUCUAUCUAUGCCUUCGUUUUUUUUCUCCGUGUAUACUUACAGAUACGAACCGAGAAAGUGUUUUGUUUUUUUUUAAUAAAAAAAAACUACCUUCAUUUUGUGUUUUUUCAUUGUUUCUGGGUUAUUAUUUUUGUUGCUGUGUUGUUUGUUGUUUGUUUUGGUUUUUCUUUCACAAAUUCUUUUUUUUUUCAUUUAUUUAUUGAUAUUAUUUAUUUUCUCUAUUUAUAAUUAUUUGUUGAGAAAAAAAAAUUAAUUAUUACGAUUU